Molecule: messenger RNA, 663 nt
Organism: Ambispora leptoticha
Lineage: Eukaryota; Fungi; Glomeromycota; Glomeromycetes; Archaeosporales; Ambisporaceae
Source: the annotation of a GenBank genome assembly
GACUAAAAUUAGCCGUGGCCUUGGAAAUGAAAAUUAAUAAAACUAUUCUUUUUGACCGCAAAAUCUAUAACUAUUUCGAUUUGCCCAAAGGUUACCAAAUUACUCAGCAAGAACUUCCUUUUGCCAAUUCUGGCUACCUGCCGAUUAUUAAAGAAAAUAAUACGGUUGAGAAAGUGCCAAUAAAAGUUCUGCAAUUGGAGGAAGAUACUGCCAAAAGCACUUAUUCAAAAGAGGGAAUUAAAUUAGAUUUUAAUCGGGCUGGCAAUCCCUUAAUUGAAUUAGUCACUGAACCCGUUUUUUACCAAGUAGAAACAGUUUUAAUUUUUAUUAAACAAUUGCAAAAUCUUUUGCGUUAUUUAGAGAUUUCCGAAGCCAAGAUGGAGAGGGGUCAAUUAAGAGUUGAUUUAAAUUUUUCUUUACAAUUAGGAAACAAAUACUCUACUCCCCGCUAUGAAAUUAAAAAUCUUAACUCCUUGGCGAAUAUUGAAAAAGCCUUAAAACAUGAAAUCAACAAGCACCAAUUAUUAUUUUCCCAAGGGCAAAAACCUCCCAUUAGUCAAACCCUUGGAUUUGACGAGGCUCAGCAAAUUACUAUUAUUCACCGGGAAAAAACCAAUUACUAUUAUUUGCCGGAAGUUAACAUUCCCCCAAUUAAGUUAAAAG